Molecule: messenger RNA, 2991 nt
Organism: Dioscorea cayenensis subsp. rotundata (Guinea yam)
Lineage: Eukaryota; Viridiplantae; Streptophyta; Magnoliopsida; Dioscoreales; Dioscoreaceae
Product: transducin beta-like protein 3
Exons: 14
Coding region: 75-2729 (884 amino acids)
Biological process (GO): endonucleolytic cleavage in 5'-ETS of tricistronic rRNA transcript (SSU-rRNA, 5.8S rRNA, LSU-rRNA); endonucleolytic cleavage to generate mature 5'-end of SSU-rRNA from (SSU-rRNA, 5.8S rRNA, LSU-rRNA)
Cellular component (GO): nucleolus; small-subunit processome; 90S preribosome
Molecular function (GO): U3 snoRNA binding; protein binding
Source: RefSeq, a predicted model, not a curated record
AGCUCUUUCGCUCCAAAAACCCUAGACCAGCACCUUCGUUUCCAAAACCCUAGAGACCUUCACCUUCGUAUUCAAUGGUGGCGCGGGCUACCCACUCCCUGAAGAGGAGCUAUCGAUGCGUGCAGUCAUUGCAGCAGUUCUACAGCGGUGGACCCUUCGCCAUCUCCCCGGAUGGUUCUUUCCUCGCUUGUGGCUGCGGGGAAGAGAUCAAGAUCGUCGAUUCCUCCACAGCCGCUGUGCGGAGAACCCUUGAAGGUGACUCAGAGGCUGUGACGGCUAUCACAAUUAGCUCUGAUGGCCGUCUUCUCUACUCUGCUGGUCAUAGCCGGCUUAUCAGGGUCUGGGAUAUCCCCUCUUGGAAAUGCCUCCGAUCUUGGAAGGGGCAUGAUGGUCCAGUGAUGGGUAUGGCAUGCCAUGCUUCGGGUGGAUUGCUUGCUACAGCAGGUGCAGAUAAAAGAGUCUGUGUUUGGGAUGUGGAUGGUGGCUUUUGCACUCAUUUCUUUAAAGGCCACGAGGGGGUUGUGACAAAUGUCAUGUUCCACAAUGAUCCAAAUAAUUUACUUCUAUUUUCAGGAAGUGAUGAUGCGUGUGUCCGGAUUUGGAACCUUCAAAGCAAGAAGUGUGUUACUGUUUUAAAGGAACAUUUCUCGCCAGUGACUUCUUUGGCAUUAUCUGAAGAUGGAAAUACCUUGCUUAGUGCUAGCAGAGACAAGGUGGUGAAUGUUUGGGAUCUGCACGAUUAUAGCUUGAAGACGGUACCGACAUAUGAGAUGGUUGAAAGCAUUUGCGUUAUUCCUGCUGGGACCUGCUUUUCUACACUUGUGAGUAAUCUAUCAACACGGAAGAGGAAAAGCAAAACUUCAAUACCAAUUCAUUUUCUAACAGUUGGUGAACGUGGAGUUGUACGCAUAUGGAGCUCUGAAGGUGCAGUUUGCUUAUAUGAGCAACGAUCUUCAGAUGAAACUCCUAGCUCCGAUGAGUCUAGGAGAGGGUUCAGAUCAGCUGUUAUGCUACCCUCUGAUCAAGGACUUAUCUGCGUUACUGCUGACCAACAAUUUCUAUUUUAUUCUGCUAUGAAAUCUUCUGAAGAGACAUCUCAGUUGAACCUUUAUAGAAGGCUUGUUGGUUACAAUGAAGAGGUUCUUGAUAUGAGGUUCUUGGGAGAGGAGGAACAAUACCUUGCUGUUGCUACCAAUCAGGAACAGGUUCGUGUCUAUGAGGUGUCGUCAAUGUCUUGUUCUUAUGUAUUGGCGGGGCAUACAGAUACUGUAGUGUGCCUUGAUUCAUGCAUCUCAAGUCUUGGUAGUGCACUUUUGGUUACUGGAAGCAAGGACAAUACUGUGAGAGUGUGGGAUGUUGAGAGCAAAAAUUGCAUAGGAAUUGGUAAAAACAAUAUGGGAGCUGUUGGUGCUGUUGCAUUCUCAAGGAAGCAUAGAAAUUUUUUUGUCAGUGGCAGUUGUGAGCGUAUGAUUAGGGUGUGGAGCCUUGAUGGUGUAUCAGAUGCGUAUCAUGAGAGUACCCUUAAAGUUAAAGCUUUUGUUGCUGCACAUGACAAAGACAUAAACUCUUUAGCUGUGGCUCCAAAUGAUAGUCUCCUUUGUAGUGGUUCAGAGGAUCGGACUGCUUGUAUAUGGAGACUUCCUGAUCUGGUAUCUUUGCAUGUGCUUAAAGGUCACAAAAGGGGAAUUUGGUCAGUUGAGUUUUCUCCUGUUGAUCAGUGUGUUAUGACAUCAUCUGGAGAUAAAACCAUAAAAAUAUGGGCCAUUUCUGAUGGUUCAUGCUUGAGAACAUUUGAAGGACAUAAUUCAAGUGUGUUGAGAGCUGCAUUCCUUACCCGUGGCACACAACUGAUUUCAUGUGGUGGUGAUGGGUUGGUCAAAUUGUGGACUGUUAAAGCAAGUGAAUGCAUUGCAACAUAUGACCAACAUGAAGGCAAGGUUUGGGCACUGGCUGUUGGCAAGAAGACAGAAAUGCUUGCAACUGGUGGUACUGAUGCCACUAUUAAUAUGUGGCAUGAUUGUACUGCUGCAGAUAAGGAGGAAGCUUUCCAUAAAGAAGAAGAAGCUAUUUUGAGAGGCCAAGAACUGGAGAAUGCUGUAACUGAUUCUGACUACACAAAGGCCAUUCAACUUGCAUUUGAACUUCGGAGACCACACAAACUUUUGGAUUUGUUUUCAGUAACGUUCAGGAGUGGAGGUGAUGGGGAUCCUAUAGGAAAGGCCAUUUCUGCUCUCGGGAAGGAUGAGCUCCGCGUGCUUCUUGAAUAUAUUCGGGAAUGGAAUACAAAGCCAAAGUUUUGCCACGUUGCACAAUUCAUCCUUAGCCGAUUUUUUAAAAUCUUCCCACCGGAGGAGAUCCUGGAGAUAAAAGGAAUCGGUGAACUCAUUGAAGGUAUUCUACCUUAUUCGAAAAGGCACUUCACCAGGAUGGACAGACAUGUGAGGAACACCUUCUUGUUGGACUAUACUCUUACUCAAAUGAAAGUCUUAGAACCCGAAACCAGUGUUUUCUCAUCGAAAACUCAUCCUAGAUUACACCAAGAAGAAGACGGACAUCCCCGAAAUGCAUCGCCUAAGGAAAAUGGGUCAACUAACAACUCACUUUCUGAUAACAACAUCAAAGUCCCGACGGCACUUGCAUCGGAGGUGAGUGAGCCGGCUUCCCUGAAGAAACGAAAAAGCAGCAAAUCAAAGAAGAAACAGAGAGAUGUGACUCUAAUUAGCGUAUAGCCGAUAAGUUCAAAUUUUACUUUGUUGUAGAAUUAAAGUUAUAUUUAUCUUGCGGAAAUGUAUAGUUGAGCAUUUGUUUCUUAGCAAAAAUUUUGUCUGUGUUGGGUUCUUAGGUUGUUCUCAGAUUUGAAUCUAGUGCAUGCUUAGUAUAUUGUUAGCAAUGUGCCAAAUCAUAUUUAAAGAAUAGCACUGAGUCAUUCUUUUUUAUAAACAAUGUUAUCAAACCCUGGUUUUAAGGUAUGAUAAGACACUGAUUGUGAUU